AUCAUUCUUGAAAAUAUUAUUUAUUCAAAAUGUUUUAUAUUAAAGCUCCUACAGGACAAAUAUCAUUUCAUAUUUUAGAAAAGUGCGUUUUGGAUAGGUUAGAAUAUUUACAAUUAUUAUACGAGAAUAAAAGUCACGAAUUUAAUGGUAAUUUUGAAUAUUUAUUAGAAAAUUCAGCAUAUGAUAAAAUCGGACAUUUUAUAUUACGAUUAUUGGCAUCUGUGUCAGGAAAACUAUAUAAUUAUUGGAUUGCGAAAGAAAUAUUAUUAUUUAAAACUAGAUUAAAUUAUAUUUUACCUAGACAAUUACAUAAAUUAUUUAAGAACAUUUUAUGUCAAUUGGGAGAAUUCACAGACAAAAAAAAAUUAAUUAAUAAAACAUUAAACGACAUAUGUAUUUUUUUUUUAAAACCACUUGUCUUUAAACAUCUUGUAUCAAAAAAUCAUACAAAAAAUUGUAAUCUUUACAAAAUUAAAGUACGAUUUGAAAUAGUACCAGAUUUAAUAACAAAACGAAAACUAAAUUUGAAUGAUGGAUAUGUUACUAUAUAUUGCUCCAAAUGGAAAAAAUUAUUAAAAUCAUUAUUUUGUACUUAUAUAACCAAGCAAGUAAUAUGUAUGAAAACAAAAGCACAAUAUAUAAUAAAUCAAGAUACUAGACUUAAUUACUUAUAUUAUAAAAUUCAUUCUAAAGUAUUUAAAGAAAAUUGUCAAAUAUCAAUAAAAUAUAGAUAUAUAACUAAAGAAAAUAUAGAUAAAGAAGUAAAAAAUUUCCCACUUUGUAUGCAACAUUUGCAUAUAAAAUUAAGAAAAACACAUAGACUUAGUCAUUAUGCUCGUUUAUAUUAUAGUCUGUUUUUAAAAGAUGGUGGAAUGCAGUUAGAAGAUGCUAUAAAUUAUUGGAAAGAAGAAUAUUCCAAACCUCAUACCUGUUCUUCUACUUGUUCACAUAAUUGGCAAAUGAAUGAACAAAAAUUUAUAUACAAUAUUCGACAUUUUUAUGGUUUAGAAGGAUCCAAAAGAAAUUAUAAGUCACCUACUUGUGAAAUGAUGUGUAUGAGUGCAUCAAAUCCCAUAUAUGAAGGAGGAUGUCCAUUUAAAAAUUUUGAUAUAAAUAUAUUAAAAAAUCUCUUAUGUUUAUCAUUAUCAAAUGAUCAUAUAACAAAAGUAUUGAACACUCUAUCUUCUCAAAAUCCUCAAACUGCUUGUGCUGAAUUCUUUAAAAUAUUAAAUCAAAGAAGUAAAAAUAAUAUUAUUAUUAGUAGUCCUCUACAAUAUUAUUUCAAAAUGAUAAAUCAAAUUUAA
This is a messenger RNA of Apis laboriosa (Himalayan honeybee), 1304 nucleotides long. RefSeq names its product DNA primase large subunit-like. The transcript is spliced from 4 exons. Gene Ontology annotation, biological process: DNA replication, synthesis of primer. The record is from RefSeq and is a predicted model, not a curated record. Lineage: Eukaryota; Metazoa; Arthropoda; Insecta; Hymenoptera; Apidae. Gene Ontology annotation, cellular component: alpha DNA polymerase:primase complex. The coding region runs from base 30 to 1304 and encodes 424 amino acids.